This is a messenger RNA of Tripterygium wilfordii, 811 nucleotides long. RefSeq names its product serine carboxypeptidase-like 40. The record is from RefSeq and is a predicted model, not a curated record. The transcript has 2 exons. The coding region runs from base 427 to 735 and encodes 102 amino acids. Gene Ontology annotation, molecular function: serine-type carboxypeptidase activity. NCBI's taxonomy places the organism in Eukaryota, Viridiplantae, Streptophyta, Magnoliopsida, Celastrales, Celastraceae. Gene Ontology annotation, biological process: proteolysis.
UAGCUGCAUUUCUAUCUUGACUGUUGGAUAAUAGUUGAUGAACAUCUUGUAACAAGAAUCUGUUUGCUUUAUUAUUAUUCUUUGUAAAGUAGGAGCAGACCACGCUGAUAUGUUUGAUUUUCUUUCUGGUGAUAAUGUUGGUAUUUUUUAAAAUGUGGUAUUCUACUAUAUGAUCUUUGUCCUAAUACAAAAUUCACGCUCUUUUUGUCUGAUAAGUUGACAAAAGAUUGCCCUUUUAUUUCUUCUUUAAGGUCAUUUUUAGGAUGUUAUCGUCAUUGGGGGAGGUCUUCACUUGUUCUAAUCUGGUCCUAUUUGGUAUAAAGAUCCUAAAUUCCAGAGCAUGUCAUAUAUUUCCAGCUUUUAACUAAUUUUGGAUUUAACCUUGUCCCCUAAGAGAAGUAUCAGAUUCAAAGAAAUUCAUCUUGAAUGGUAACUGGAAGUGGAGACACAGAUGGGAGAGUACCAGUUACUUCAACCAAGUACUCCAUUAAAAAGAUGAAACUUGAUGUCAAGACUUUAUGGCAUCCAUGGUUAAUUGGUGGUGAGGUUGAUGGGUAUACACAAGUAUAUGAAGGGGAGUUGACAUUUGCAACAGUAAGAGGAGCAGGUUAUCAACCUAUAAGAGCUCUCUCACUCAUCACACACUUCCUUCAUGGAUCACCUCUCCCUGAUACUUCAACAUCUGCCAGAUUAUUAAUCUGUUAUGCUUUUUUCACGUUUGUAAUUUUCCUCUAAUCAAUAAUAAUUAAUGUACAAAAUUGGGAUUUAUCCUUUUUGACUGAAUAGAAAUGAAAUAUAUUAUUCUUGAAAC